UGAGGUAUUAUUGGAACUGUUGACAUGAAGGUUGUUGAAAAUGGAGGCAGUGCCGCGCUUGCCUAUGUUAGGCUUCGAACUCAAGUCCAGCGUUGAAAGUGUCGAAUUUGGCCCCAAGCUGAGACAGAAUUUAUGCACACUCCAGUACAACCAUCGACUUCAGUACCAGAAUCUCUACCAUCCACCUCAGCCAAGUAGGGCCACAGCAUAACUCUCCACUCUUCACAAUCAUCCACAAACACCAGCACCCACAAUUUAAGUAUAUUCGUGACCAUUAUAAUGAAGAUCCUGAUAGCUACAGUACAGAAAUCCAUGAGUUGGAAGCAUUGCGAGUAAGUGCCACCCAUGCUCCACAUGAUUUUACAGGAUGUUCCAUUCUCAAGAAAUACUAUUGUCAGCUGCACUUCAUCUUAUCAAGGUUUCCACUCAGUGAAAACCCUUCAAUUUCCAUAACAUUCAAUUGGUAUGAUUUAUACUCAAGUGUGGUGUAUAAUGUAACAGACAUUAAAUAUGAGAUGGCAUGCAUUCUAUACAACAUAGGAGCUCUGCAUACAGACCUGGGAGCCAUGGAUGCAAGAAACACUCCAGAUGGCAUGAAAAUCAGCUGUACACAUUUUCAGUGUGCAGCUUGGGCUUUCCAGCAUCUUCGAGAAACUUAUCCCCAACCCCGGGAGUCUGAUUUAAGCCCUACAUUAUUGACAUUCAUGUAUAAUGUAGCUCUGGCACAAGCACAAGAAUGCAUCCUUGAAAAGAGCAUGACUGAUAAUCGCAAACCAACUAUUAUAGCAAAAGUUGCCAUGCAAGUUGUAGAAUAUUUGAGAGCCGCAAUGAAGAGUCUCUGGUCUGGCAAGUCAACUGAUGCAGUGGUUACAGAGAUUGUUGGGUCAAGAAAGUUAAAGAUGUGGCACCGGUACUGUGAAUUUAAGAUGACUUACCAUAGUGCUGUUGCCCUGCUGUACCAAGGAAUGCAAGCAGAAGAACAGCAGAAGAUGGGGGAGCGACUUGCAUAUUAUCAGGCUGCUGUUGAUACUCUUAAUGAGGCUUCAAAAAUAGCUAAAAAUCUAGAGCAACAAGAGGAAGAAAUGCAGAUGCUCAACAAGUCAUCUCAAAGCAUAAGCGAUGUGGAGGCUCAUGAGCUUAUCACCGAGAGCUUGACUUUUUCACACGAUGUGAUGGGCGGAAAACUCACAGCUGCACAGAAAGAGAAUGAAUUUGUAUAUCAUGAAAAGGUGCCACCAAUUUCUUCCCUGCCUGAGGUGAAGGGAGCCUCUUUGGUCAAAGGUAUUCCAUUCAGUGUGACUGAUCCCGAGGUUGCUGGGCAGGAUAUUUUCAUCAAGCUAGUUCCCUUGGAGGCUCACCAGGCAUCAUCCAUGUAUAGUGAGGAGAAGGCAAAACUACUUCGACAUAUAGGCAGUUCAAUCCAAGAAAAAAAUGAAGAGCUGGAAACAUACCUAGCAUCUAUGCAGUUAGACUCCCUUGCAUUAGAUUCUGCAUCUGAAACGCUUCCUCAGGAGCUUAUUGAGUCCUGUGCAGAUUUGAAUGCCAGCAAUGGCAUAAAGAAACUUAAGGAUAUCAUGGCCAAAAUUUCCAGCUUUUACCAUGAUAUUAAUGCAUCACUUGAGGACACCAAACGGCUUCUUGAGGAAGAAGAUGAGCGAGAGAGAGAAUUCCUAGCCAUGAUGGGGAAGCGAGCCCCCAACAUGAUAAUAGGUGAAUUGAAGCGCGAAGCCAAUAAAUAUCGAGAGGCUCAUCAGAGUGCACAAGACAACAAUACAGCACUACAUAGAGCCAUUACAACACACAUGGCCAACCUCCAGUUACUCUCGAAGCCCCUGGAACAAGUUGCAGCAGCAAUCCCUUCAGUGGCUAGUGUAGAAGUUCAGGGUGAUCCUACUGCAAAGCAAGAAGUAAAACGUUUACUUGGCAAAGUGAGCGAAAUGCAAGCCCAGCGUUCAAAGUGGGAGAGUCAGUUACGUGCUGACAUUCAAGCUGAUGAUGUCACCAAGCAGUUGGUUACUAGCCAGGAUGACAUGGAGGACUUCUUCCAAAACGAACUGAAGAAACAUGACAAACUGGUAUCUCUACUUGAGCAAAAUAUGGCUGCCCAGGGAAAUAUCCUCCAGGCUCUCUCAGAAGCUAAUGCGGCAUAUGCUACCACUCGCCGGCUGACGAACCAGGUUCAAGCACAAAGAACCGAAACUAUUUCAUCUCUGUUGGCAUCAUACAAUGCCUAUAUAAAUAUCCUGAAAAAGGCUGAAGAUGCUGAAGAAUUUUAUCAUAAACUUGAAGGGCAGGUAAAUAAGCUUGCAUCUAGAGUGAAAUCUGUUUGUAGAGUGCAGGACGAGGAGCGAGAAGAAGUUCUCUCAGCAAAUGUUAAAAAGUUCACAGGAAGUUCUGUGGCAUCUAAAGCACCAGGUGGACCAAUGGUUUCUGGGCAGAUUCCAAACUUGGAUGCAGGUGCAAGUACAGCUAGUGGGCCAAAACUUAAAGAUUUUCUACAGCACAUGAAGGGUGGUGGAAUGGGUGUAAGUAGUGGAAUGCAUUCGGGUAUGACUGCUGCAAGUGUCCAGGUUCAGCCAGGAGCACCAGGUUAUGUAUAUAGUAAUCAAAGUAGUGCGUACACUAGCAGUAUGCGACCUGCGCCUUUAGGCUCUGAGCAGAAUGACCCAUUGACUUCUUGUAGUGGGUACACAGGUAGCUACUCAAGUCAAGCCUCUGCAUACCAUCCUUCUGCACCCUCACCAGCACCAUCUCCAGCUCCACAGUGCACAGGAUCACCUUUCAAAAUGCCUGUUACUGCAUCACCACAUCACACACCUGGUCAGUAUUACCCUCAGCAGAGUGGGGCUUCUGCCUAUUCGGCAAAUGUAGGUGUUGCAGGAUAUCCUGCAGCACAGAGCUCUGCAACACCCAUGCCAUCUACUCAGGCUGCAAGUUAUUCUAGCAUUAUAAAUGCCCCACCCACUGCUGCCACCACAGUCAGCCAGCCCAGUAGCUAUACUGCAUCACAAGUUGGGAGUCAGCACCCCAGUCAAUUUGGCUAUAAUGUGCAAUACUCCCCUUACAGCUACCAGAAUGUUCCAGGAAUGACUCUGACAACACCAACAGUAUCCACUAGUGCUCAUAGUCCUCAUGGCAUGCCUCAGGGAUCUCCACUUCAUGGUGGGGCAACUAGUGAACAUAAAGCAGCAUCUCGCCAACCUCAGUAUGGGUAUGGGCCAGGCUAUUCAGUGACUUCGUCUUCGACUUUCAGUGUGAACACUGUAACUUCAGUAGCAAGUGGGAGUAUUUGCAGUAGUUCUUCAGGGGGAACUGCUCAGAUUUCUCAACCUUUACCUUCAGGACAAACUAAUAAAGCCUCUCAAGGCUAUUAUGGGUACUAUCCACAGCAGCAAAGUACCAUUUCCACAGCAUCCUCUGUUACUGCUACUGUACCUUCUGUGGUAUCAACAACCCAAAUAAGUACCCAGCCUCCACAUCCAACCAGCACUCAGAACUAUACCCAGUACCCCUACCAGUACCCACAAGCCCAGGCAAAUACAGCAGUCCCUUCUGUUUAUAGUCAAGCAGGAGCAAAUCAGUUUGGCUAUAUGAGCCAGGAUGGCUCAUCUUAUAAAGGACAAACAGCUAGCACCCAAGCAGCUGAUUUAUAUUCUAAUCAAGGUGCCACUUAUUCAUCAGGAUCAUAUGUCAGUCCAAUGACAGGCAUAUACAGCACUGGAACUUACACAUCACUGCCAUCCACAACAAGCAGUGCACAAUCUAGUGGAAAUUUGCAAACAACAAAUACUGCAACAUAUUCAUCACAAGCACCAAACCAGUGGAAUGUGUAUUCUAGCUAUCCUCAGGCAGGCAUAGUAUCAAAUAGCACUAGUCAGGCUGGUACUGUAAGUACGAUAACUAGCAUGUCUGGCGAUUCAAAUUCUGUGCACUCGCAGAAAUAUCCUUACAGUAGCGCUUCACAGUUACCCACACAGAGUAUGCUGCCUGGCGUUAGCCUUAUGUCACAGACCUCUAGCCAAUACAAUCAAACCAGGCAGUACAAUCAGGGCUAUAGUAAGCCAAUGAUGUGGGCUCAGUAUGGUGAUCAACAAUAUCAACAUCCUCAUCAAACACAGCAGCCCCAGCAACAGCCACAACAGCAUCCUCCACAUUCAUUACAACAGUAUUCUCAGCAGCAGCAACCACAGCAAGCAUGCCAGCCACAAGCACAACAGAAACCAUUAGAGCCACAGCAACCACAACAAUCCCAGCAGUCAUCAUUGCAGCCACAAAGUAUACAAGGAGCUAACGUGCAAAGUGUGUCCGCAGGGGCCACUGUAUCAUCUGUGACUUCUGGCAUCUCCAAUUUGGACCUCCUUUCUGGUAUAGAGUUAACCUCUCCUCCAACGUCCCAGUGGUCACCCCUUACCCCACAGCCUGCAGGCACAAGGCAGUCGGCAGAGUCAACAAAAAGUGUUGGGGGUUCCUCGACUCAGUCAGUUGCAGCCCCUGACAUCACCUCUACUUCUGCUGCAUCCAGCCAGUUGACACCAGCUACAGGGAGCAACUUGCCCAAUGUUGUGUCAAGUAAUACUGCUGCCUUAAACACUGCCACAAACACCUUGGCCACGAUCUCGUCCAGCAUCCUUGAUCUCACCGUUUUGGCUAAGAACCGAAAGCCAACAGUAGUAGAUCCACUUUCAGAUGAUGAAAAACUUCAAAAAUUAGCUGUUGAAACAGAACGCCUGAGUAAGAUUGUUGAAGGACUGGAUCGCAAAUCGCUAAAUGGACCAACAAACUUAGAGCUGAAAUGGAAGGAGCUAGUAGAAGUAGUGGAGAAAGAAUGUGGUGAACUGAAAGUAUCAGUUGCUCGGUGCUAUCCAUUGAAGAACAGAUUUGCUGAUAUUCUUCCAUAUGACCACACUAGAGUUACACUUCCAUCCGCCAGGGAUGACUACAUCAAUGCAUCCCACGUUCAGCUUAGGUCAACAGAGGAGAGCUUUCCAUUGAUCCUAACACAGGCACCAAUGUCUGCUACAUGUGUUGAUUUUUGGACUAUGAUCUGGGAACAGCAGGUGGAAAUUAUCGUUUGCCUCAACUCAGAUGCAGAGGUGAAAGGCCAAGUUUAUUUGCCAAGUGAGACAGCAUCCAGUGUAGACUAUGGUCAUUUCACUGUUGUGUUGCAUAGCUGUCGUCAGGCUGGCUCUCCUGUGUCCUUGCAACGAGUCCUUCAUGUUACGCAUCGCACUUCCAAAGUAACUCGUGUAAUCAUUCAUCUUCAGUUCUUAGGGUGGCCGCCCAGUGCCAUGCCAGAAAAUCCCAGCCUCUUACUGCAGUUUCUGGUCGAAGUUCACACAUUCCAGCGACAGCAGAGAAAUAAGCUUCGUCCCAUUGUAAUUCAGUGUGUUCCAGGCCUGGGCAGAUCUGGGGUUCUUACAGUUCUUUCAGCAUUUAUAAAAGAAAUUCAUUCUAGUGGCAGCUUGCUAGAUUUGACAUCACUGGUUGUAGAGCUAAGCAGACAGCGACGGGGUGGAGUCCAAGAUAAAGAGCAUCUCCAUUUCCUCUUCUCAGCAGCACUCUACUAUGCCCAAGAUGUGCUGAUGAAACGAGGAAUCCUGACCAAUAAGGCUACAUUUGAGGAAGGCCCUCGAGAGAAAACCCAUGUGCGGCAUCCCUCUGCCGAUCUGCUGUCCUCGUAUGACUUGUCCCGCCUUAAGAGCAAGCUUGGACUAGACCAGGAAGGUGGUAGAUCUGGAAGCGAGGAUGAACGUUUGUGCAGUAAUUCUGCUGCUGCUUUGCUGAGUAAUGGAUCCUCUGCUGGUGUGGAGCACUUGAAGGAUGGACAGAAAGACUUGGAUAAGGACUCUGCAUCCUCGAUAGCUUCAUCAGGGGCCUCCAGUGGUGUGGGCCAAGAAACUGAUAUUGAUGUUAAUUCUGGAAGUGGUGCCUUGGAAGUUAGCUCAGGUAGUCAGCCAGUUAAGACAAGUGGAAUUUUAGAUGCAAAUUUUUCAUCACUUCCUCCAAGCCUAGCAGCUAGUAUGGAUCCACAGCAAUUCAAACUGGACCCUCCAGCACCAGGAAAGUCAUGUAAAAUAACCAAGGAUAGUUUUGAAAAUCCAAGUGGGACUUUGCAAAAGACUGAUGAUCCAACUGAUCCAUUCAGUGGCCUGGAUCCUCUUUGGUCACACAAGAAGUCAUAGUGAUGGGUGAAUUAUUGCUUCCUCUCCAAUAAUAAUGAAAAAUGCUGUAAUAGUCCAUACAGUUAAAAAUUUCAUGUGAUGACAUAAAAAGUGAUACUCUAUAAUUAAUGCAUAUCAUAUUUCAUGUAGGACUAUCAUGUAGUACAUUAUAGUGUAUAUUUAACUUAAAAACUCCUUCAGUAGAAGAAAUAUAUUACAUGCCUAAAAUGUUAUUGUGAUGGUAGUUUUGCAUGUAAUAGGAUGAAAGUGCAUGAUUCUUCAUUAUUUUUAUGCCAGUGAUAUUUGUAACUGUUCCUAAUAAGUGCAAUUUAAUCUACUGCUAGCUGCAUUGCUAAUGGACAAACCAGUUAAAAUUGUAAUGAAAUAACCUAGUUCAAUAUUCAUACUAAUUUGGUCCUCAAAUAGGUAGAAUAGCGUGUAUUACAGGUACCGUGUACUUUAUUUUUUAAGCUAUAAAUAUAGGCAUUCUUAUUUCUUUUUUACUUAAGGUACCACUGGGUCACAAUUAUAUUAAGAUCUAAGGACUAUUUAUACAAUUGCUUAAUCAUAGACAUUAAUGAACCUCAAAAUGUCAAUUAUAAUUUCAUUCUGGUUUGCCACUGUUAUAUGAUACGGGGUGCUGUGAACAAAUGUAGGUUCUGCAAAGUUUUCUGAGUUCUGUACUAAAAAAAAAUAUUUUUAGCACCAAAGCCAUGUGUAAUUGGAGAGAAUGAAUAAGGGUAUUCUUGACGGAGUGUAGAGUACAAAGUGGAGUGGUAGAGUAGUAAAGUGAUGGGUACAUGUUCAGCUAUUUCUUGAAAUUGAGUGUUACAGAUAUUAGUUAGGAUAAUGGUCAUGCAUCAUAUUCCUUGGAAUUUGUUAGAAAAUGAGUUAAGGUAUAGGCCUCAUCUGACAAACUAUUUGUAAACUAAAUAAUGAAUCUAAAACUGCUUAUUACUGUGGAAAAUUUUCAUAAUUUUAGUGCACUUAUUGUGAUUAAUUCACCCCAUUUCACAUGGUUAAGCAAGUCUAGAUGAUACAUAUUGAGAGUAAGCCACCAUGAUUGUCAGCUCUGGUAUAUACUAUAAGUUGCCGUUUUGCCAUUAUAAUCGUUUCAGCUUAGUGCUAAAUAAUCUUAAUUACCACAGUAUUCUUACGGUCAUGUAACCCAGCAAAGAUUUUCGUUAUGAUUUUCAGUGAUGGUAUAACCAUUAGGUCUUAAUUUAAACAUGAGAUUAGAUUAGGUAAGUGAUGAACAUGACAUUGUUAAGAAGUUUUCUCUUGGGAAGCUCAUUUCUUCAGUACAGUUUGAAUAAGGCAAAUGGUGCAUGUUUUUUAUAGCAGUAAUUUGUCUUUAUUUAUAUUAACUAUCUUACCACAGUGCUGCUGUUGACUCUUGUGAGAUUUCCAAUAAUUAUAAUGGAUAGGAAUUAUUAGAACCUAAAUAUAAUCGGAGCAUUUUCCUUAACUAUGGGCUCAGCAAGGGUAGGGCCAGUGCUAGUGCUGCAUUAAUAUGAGUCAACCUCAACUAUACUCUAAGCUAUGCUCUAUAUUUCAAGAGCUUGAAGAAAUUUUUAUGAUCUCUUGAAAGGGUUGAGCAGAGUUUUGUUAACACAAUACAGUAGAUGCUCAUAAUUCAUGCAGCCUUAAUUUGCAUUUCUAUAACUGUUUAAAUUGUGUAAAACUUGAGUAGCAGGAGGAAAACCACUUUGAUGUGGAGUGGGAUCUUUCCCUUUCAUGGCUGUUUAACAGUCUAAGCAGAUAGUGUGGAUAAAUGAGGCAUUGUUUGUUGAGUCGUUCAGACUUUAUUCCUUUAGUUGCAGCACUCAGUCUAGAUGUAACUGCACAGUUACAUCUAGACUGACAGUUACAUCUAGGUUCUCCUCACUUAAUAAUUCCCAUAGUUAUCCUGAGCUCUUGUAUGAUGAAGGCUAACGUGAAUAGUGUUUUUCCACCAAAUACAUCUCUGAUACAACCACUGGAUUAAGGAGUGAUGAAAAUUUUAAGUGCAGCUAUGCAUGCAGAAACUCCUUGUAUCAAUGGAUGAUUCGGAUAUUGGAGCAUGAAAAUUCUGGCAAGUUGAAUGUUACAGAUGCAAUAACCUGUGUGGAAGUUGCUUGGGAUAAAGUACUUCUAAUGAACAAUAUUUGCAAGCUGUGUAAAACAGCAGACACAUGAUAGAAUACCUGAGGACUGCAGUAAAUGACAACUGUCAACUUCAGCCCAAGAACCGUAGCUAUCCAUCUUAGUCCAUGAAUUGCAGCCAUCCACCUUGGCCUAUCAGUCGGUUAUCCAUCUCGGGCCAGUAGAGUCACAGCAAUAUUCUCCAUUGAUGUUAGGCAACAUGCAUCAUCAACCAGAACUUAAUACAGUAUGUUUUUUUUUUUUUGUAGCUACAUGUGCAGUCAUUUUUUUGACUACGAGUUAUCGUAGAUUAAAUCUACAUAUUGUACUUUCACAUUCUUGUUGAGUGUCCAGUUUACCAGUGAGAUUGCAGGAUUUACCUCCGACACCACCGCCCUAUCACUCUUACCUUAUUGUCCCUUCUUUCAGAUGGCUCUGCCUUUGACUUAUGAUCACUUUUUGACUUUUUAUCAGCAAUUGCUUUACGAUAAAAACUUUGACACAUAGCCCUUAGUGUCCUUUUCAGCCCUUUUUUACCCUUACCUCUGAUCCCCUCUCUACCUAGCUGCUUAUAGCCCCGGCACUAUUUUCUGCCACGCAGCGCUGCAUGACUCUUGUCUAAGAGCAAUGUGUGGUGUAAAUAUGCAGAAAAUUCGGAGUGUGGAAAUUAGGAGAAGGUGUGGAGUUAAUAAAAGUAUUAGUCAGAGGGCUGAAGAGGGUUUGUUGAGGUGGUUUGGUCAUUUAGAGAGAAUGGAUCAAAGUAGAAUGACAUGGAGAGUGUAUAAAUCUGUAGGGGAAGGAAGGCGGGGUAGGGGUCGUCCUCGAAAAGGUUGGAGGGAGGGGGUAAAGGAGGUGUUGUGGGUGAGGGGUUUGGACUUCCAGCAAGCGUGCGUGAGCGUGUUAGAUAUGAGUGAAUGGAGACAAAUGGUAUUUGGGACCUGACGAUCUGUUGGAGUGUGAGCAGGGUAAUAUUUAGUGAAGGGAUUCAGGGAAACCGGUUAUUUUAUAUAACUGGACUUGAGUCCUGGAAAUGGGAAGUACAAUGCCUGCACUUUAAAGGAGGGCUUUGGGAUAUUGGCAGUUUGGAGAGAUAUACAUGUAGUAUUGUGUAUGUUUAUACAUAAAUACUUCUAAGCUGUUGUAUUCUGGGCACCUCUGCAAAAACAAUGAUUAUGUGUGAGUGAGGUGAAAGUGUUGAAUGAUAAUGAAAGUAUUUUCUGUUUGGGGAUUUUCUUUCUCUUUGGGUCACCCUGCCUCGGUGGGAGACGGCCGACUUGAAAAAAAAAAAAUUUACUUUUUAAGGGUCUGUAACAUCUGUAUGCCCCUAGGAAGUCUGAAUAAAUAAAGAAUGGGUAUAAUUGAAGACCACUGUAUUAAUGAAAAGCUGUAGAUCCUUGCAUAUUUUGAUUUUAACCCUUUGACUGUCGCGGCCGUAUAUAUACGUCUUACGAGGUACCGUGUUUGACGUAUAUAUACUCAUAAAUUCUAGCGGCUUCAAAUCAAGCAGGAGAAAGCUGGUAGGCCCACAUAUGAGAGAAUGGGUCUGUGUGGUCAGUGUGCACCAUAUAAAAAAAAUCCUGGAGCACGCAGUGCAUAAUGAGAAAAAAAAAACUCCGACCGUUUUUUUUAAUUAAAAUGCCGACUUUGUGGUCUAUUUUCGUAUAGUAUUUAUGGUUGUAUUCUCGUUUUCUUGGUCUCAUUUGACAGAAUGGAAAACAUAUUAUAGAGAUAGAGGUGAUUUUGAUUGAUUUUACUAUAAAAAGAACCUAGAAAUGGAGCUCAAAGUAGGGGAAAUGUUUGAUUUUUGCCAAUGUUCAAAAGUACACAAAUGAUGCCAUUGUCCAAUAAAUGUCCAACUAGCCAUUGUAAUAUGCAGUCAUGAAUAGGUUGAUGUUAUUUAUACAAUUAUUACAGUAUGGCAGUAGUCUGCAUAAUAGUAAGUCUUCUAUUUUUUGUUUGAAUAAAAAUUCAAAAUAGAAAGCAAGAGUAAUAUCAGAGGGGCCUGGAGACAUGACUGAUGAGCAAAGAAAAUGUUAUUUUAGAGCCAGGAAUGUCUGCAUUGUUCAUUCUGGACCUUAUUUUGAAAUUGUCAUAUUUUUUAGUUUUUGUGAAAUUGGCCAAAUUGCAAAUUUCUGACCACAUUAUUAGGUAGUUGAAGUCAGUAAAUGGGCAGUUUCUUGUACUCAAUCGAUAGAAAAAAUGGAGUUCUAAAGAAAUAGCUAUGAGUUUGGGCGACUGGAACAAUGGAAUUAGCCGAAAAUAGGGCUCAAAGUGGGCGAACUCGCUGAUUUGUAAACAGCGCCGAGGUCGCUAACUUCGCGAGGGCAUAAUUCCGUCAGUUUUCCAUCAAAUUUCGUUUUUUGGUGUCAUUACAAUCGGGAAAAGAUUCUCUAUCAUUUCAAAAGAAAAAAUAAUUUUUUUUUUUAAAUUUUGCGACACCAGGAGAAACCUCAGGAUUGGGGGUUGCGACAGUCAAAGGGUUAAAAAUGAAAGUAAAUUUACUUUGUAAUAGUAUGGAUGUUCAUUGCUUAAUGUUGUGCUUUUGAACCCUUUCAGUGUCUCUUGUGUAAAUCUACGUUAUUGAUGCUUGUCGCUCGCUUAGAUCCACGUUUGAAGCACAGCACCCUCAAAGAUGCUGUGAGUGGUAAAUCUUGGCCUAGAUACGAGAGAAUGGGUCUGGGCAGUGAGUGCACUCCGUAUAAUAAAAUAUCUACCUCAUGCAGUACAUAUUGGAAAAAGCCAGCCUCUGACCUUGUGUUUGGUUUAAAACAGCAACUUUGAGGUGUUUUCUAGAAUGGUUUUACUGGCUGUUUCAUAGUAUCAUUUGAUAAUGUGGUAAACAUAUUACAUGUACUGAAAUAGAGAUUAUUUUAGUUUUAGGACUGGAAGUAGCUGGAAAUAGGACUCAGAGAAGCAGAAAUGUUUGAUUUUUGACAAUUUUCCUGAGGAAGGGUAAGGCUCCUUACCUCCCUGUUCUCUCUUAUGGGUUUUUACUAGGUCUGAAUCAAUUAUUGGGAUGCCGUAAACCAUGAUCAUUAUCCGAGAAUAGGUUAAAACUUUUGAUUUUUCUUGUGUGAUGGAUUCAAAGUGGAGGGCAAGUGUAAUGUAGGAGAGGCCUGGGAACAUAAUAAAUGAACAGAGGAUAGGUUGCUGGAAUGCAUUGUGUUUAUUUAGGAUUUUGUUUUUGUGUAAAACUGGCUAAAUUACCAACUUGUGUGCUCUUGAUAGGGUAGUUCUGGUAGUUGAAUGGGUGGUCACUUGUGCUCAGUCAAUAUAAUGAAAGGCAUACUAGCAAAAUAGUUAAUAAGUUGUUUAAAAUGAGCAAUUCAAUUGGCUUAAAAUAGGUCUCGGUGGGCAAAACUGACGCGUAAAUUGCAUCCAGACCGCCAAUUUUGUUUGCAUAAUUUUGUAAAAUUUCCAUCAAAAUUUGUAUUUUUGGUAUUAUCUUCCAAAAGAAAAAAUUCUCUUCCAUUUCAUAAGAUAAAAUUAUUUAUUUUUUUUAAAUUCUAACAUUGUCAGCCAUUAAUUUUGGGUGUCCUGCAUGCGUGAGCAUGCAGUAAAGUUUGUUGAUCACAUAAUGAGAAAUUGAAGUGUUAAGGCAUAUUGUUUAUACAGUAUGUGGGGGUGGGGGGUUAUAUAUUUACAUUAAGUUAUAAUAAAUGAGAAUCCCAGUGGAUACCUAACAUUGUAUUGCCAAUAUCAAAACAGCUAUGCUGUCUCUCUCACUGAUUAUGCUGCAGCUAGUCAUCCUGACACUGGCUCUAAAGCUGAAAUAUUUGCUAAUCCUUUAGUGAUUAAAUAUGAUUAACAAUAUUCAUUAUAUUGUACUGAAUUAUCACUGUAAUAUUGUUAAUAUGUAUAGUUCUGUUGAGAUGUGCAUGACAUAACUCACCACUGUGUAGCUAGUUAAGACAUAUUAAUUCCUUUUUCCACUAUAUAAUUGCUUUUAGUUUUUUAUAGAAAUUAAAUUUAUUACUAUUUACAUACCCCAUGAUACUCCAGAAAAGAUUAAAAAUAGAGUGCACUGCUUUAUUAAUGUGUAAAAAAGCAGUAUAAAUGCAAUGCUCAGAAAGGUAUAUAAGUGUAUGAAUAAAGUAUUAUUUUUGAGUUUGGUAUGUAUUUAAAGUGGUAUUUGUAUCUUUGAAUGUACUUGUAUGCACAUUUUGCUAUACUCUACAUGUUGAUGUAUACCUAUGCAUACUAGGUUUACUUAUAGUAAACCAGCUAUAUAUAGACCUGUUAUAUAUAUAAACAAUUUCAUUUGCUACUGGUACCGAAAGGUUGUAUGGCAGAUAAUUGAAUGUUGAAGACAUCUGUGAUUUAUAUGACCUAUUCAAGGAUAUAUGAUUAAUGUGUGUGUUUUAUGGCUUUUCUGCAACAUAUAAUCAUUUCCUUCAUGUUGCUUCAAGUAUUGAACUCUCUCAAUUCUCAUUCUUGAUAAUCAUCUUCAAUAUUACAUUGCAAUCAUUGCCCAUCAAGCACGGUUACUAAACUAGCAUACAUAACUUUGUAAUUAUAUGUAUUAUGAUUAAAUAUGCAUUAAAAAACUGUAUUGUAUUACUGUGUUAGAGUGUGAUACUUUUUAAAAUAUCUACCGAUUCUUUUCACUAGCUUUUUCCAACAUUUAAUUUGAGCAGAUUUGUACAUUAAACAAUCUUUUUCCUUUGCAUGAUAUUGAUUGUGGCUUCAGUAAUAAAUUACUUAUGUUGUGAUUAAGCACUGUGAUUGUUCAUAAGGGGACUCAAUAUUUAGUAAUUAGAUCUGUAUUAUAUGCUAUUUGUAAUCAAUAAAGAGAUUCAUUGUC
Molecule: messenger RNA, 13089 nt
Organism: Cherax quadricarinatus
Lineage: Eukaryota; Metazoa; Arthropoda; Malacostraca; Decapoda; Parastacidae
Source: RefSeq, a predicted model, not a curated record